AUGCUUGUUCAACAAUUGCAAGGCAUAGUUGAUCAGGUAGUCCACCGCCCACAAGUAUUACACAGCAUACCUGAAGGCUCAGAAAUUCUCAAAGUGACGACACAACUACACACUAUCCUGGCUGCUGCGAUCAAACGAAAUACGGAUUCAGAGCUGAAAAAGUUCAAGGCGACGAAAUCAGCGGUACAGCCGGUAUCCUUACCCGACCUUCCUCCCAUCCACGAUGCUGUAUUAGAGCGAGCCGUCUUCACGCACCCAGGAGCGCCUGUAAACAUCGCACCGGAGGGCGUGGAGCAUAACUACGACCGAUUGGAAGUUCUCGGGGACGCUUAUGUGGAAGUAAUUGCAACUAGGCUGAUAUGGGACCAGUUCAAAGAUAUGCCUGCAGGGCGCAUGUCGCAAAUUCGCGAGGAUCUUGUGAAGAAUGAAACCUUGGCUAGCUUCGCGUCACAAUACGGGUUUGAUAAAAGAGUAUCACUCUCCGUCCCAGAAGAACAGAAGUUGCAAUCUAAAAGAUGGCUAAAAAUACGGGGGGAUGUGUUUGAAGCUUACGUUGCGGCGGUGAUUCUUUCCAGCCCUGACCGUGGAUUUGCCAUGAUUGAGCAAUGGCUCAGAGAGCUGUGGUUACCGAGGCUCUCUCAAGUCCAGCCUGUACAGACGGUGCUUAGAUACAAGGAACAACUAGCGAAGAAGGUCAUGGGCAAGGGCGUUAAACUUCGCUAUGUAGAAGAACAACCCGCGACAAGAUUAGAUGGAGGUAUGCAGACAUAUUACAUGGGUGUGUAUCUGACAGGCUGGGGUUGGCAAGACCAGCAUCUGGGAUCUGGCAGUGGGUUAAAUAAGGCGAUUGCAGGGGACGAGGCUGCCAAUAGAGCCCUUCAGAACUGCCCGCUGAUCGAUCAGGUGGCCGCGGUCAAGGUAGCGCAUGACCGACCAGCUAGUGGAGUGAAGGAAGCAGAUAGCAAUACUCAAUUGAUUUAA
Molecule: messenger RNA, 981 nt
Organism: Talaromyces amestolkiae
Lineage: Eukaryota; Fungi; Ascomycota; Eurotiomycetes; Eurotiales; Trichocomaceae
Exons: 1
Coding region: 1-981 (326 amino acids)
Biological process (GO): regulation of gene expression; rRNA processing; primary miRNA processing
Cellular component (GO): nucleus
Molecular function (GO): ribonuclease III activity; double-stranded RNA binding
Source: RefSeq, a predicted model, not a curated record